UCCUCCCCCCAGCUCCCCGUGUGGUGUGGUGCUGCUGUUGCUGGCUCCCCUGGCCAUUUUGCUGUGGAGGGAGAAAUGAGGCGGCAGCAGCAGACGCUGCAGUGACCACCACAGAGGAAGAGGGGGGGAUCGAGAGAGACCCAGACCUAGGAGUUGGUUGGCGGGGGGGGGGUGUAUUUUGUGCAGCCAAAGGAAUUUUUGUGGGGGAGGGGAAGCGGUGGUGGAUUUUUUUUGUGGGGAGAGGGGAAAAAAGAAGGGGCAAGACCCCCACUGGCUGAUUAUCCCCCCACUCUCCAGUGCAACCCCCCCUCACCCUCCUCUUCGGAGCUGCUGGAACCAUGAGCUGGGGGACAGAGCUGUGGGAUCAGUUUGACAACUUAGAAAAACAUACACAAUGGGGAAUUGAUGUUCUGGAAAAAUACAUCAAGUUUGUAAAAGAAAGAACGGAGAUUGAAAUCAGCUAUGCAAAACAACUUAGGAACCUUUCAAAGAAAUAUCAACCCAAAAAGAACUCCAAAGAAGAGGAAGAAUACAAGUACACAUCAUGCAAAGCCUUCCUAGCCACCUUGAAUGAAAUGAAUGACUAUGCCGGCCAGCAUGAAGUCAUUUCAGAAAACAUGACUUCUCAGAUCACUGCGGAGUUAGCACGCUUUGUGCAAGAGCUGAAACAGGAAAGGAAAUCGCACUUUCAUGAUGGCAGAAAGGCACAACAGCACAUUGAAACUUUCUGGAAACAGCUUGAAGCAAGUAAAAGGCGGUUUGAACGUGAUUGCAAGGAAGCCGAUAGAGCACAGCAGUAUUUUGAGAAAAUGGAUGCUGACAUCAACGUUACGAAAGCAGAUGUUGAAAAGGCAAGACAGCAAGCACAAAUACGACAUCAAAUGGCAGAAGACAGCAAAGCAGAAUACUCAUCCAUUCUUCAGAAAUUCAACCACGACCAACACGAACAUUAUCACACCCACAUACCAAACAUCUUCCAGAAAAUACAAGAGAUGGAGGAAAGGAGGAUAGUGAGGAUAGGCGAAUGCAUGAAAACCUAUGCAGAAGUGGACCGCCAGGUGAUCCCCAUAAUUGGGAAGUGUCUGGAUGGAAUAACAAAGGCAGCAGAAUCAAUUGAUCAGAAAAAUGAUUCACUACUGGUAAUAGAAGCCUUUAAAUCAGGGUUCGAACCACCAGGAGAUAUUGACUUUGAAGACUUCACUCAGCCAAUGAAACGCACUGUCUCGGAAUCCAGCCUUUCAAAUUCCAGAUGGGAUGGAAAAUCUGAGCCCAAGCCUGGCAGCAAAUCCAAGGGCAAAUUGUGGCCAUUCAUCAAGAAAAAUAAGCUUAUGUCCCUUUUAACAUCCCCCCAUCAGCCCCCUCCUCCUCCCCCUGCCUCUGCCUCACCCUCUGCUGUUCCCAACGGCCCCCAGUCUCCCAAGCAGCAAAAGGAACCCCUCUCCCAUCGCUUCAACGAGUUCAUGACCUCCAAACCCAAAAUCCACUGCUUCAGGAGCCUAAAGCGCGGGAAUCACUCUUUGUAUUUUCACAAAGAACUCAUGAAGAGGACUUUAGGGAAACCCACGUGUGCCGUUGAGGCUAGGGACUAUGUUCUUUCUCUCAAGCUGAUAACUUUGAAUACGCAGGUCUGGAAUCUAAUAGAGGGGGGAGGACCAGAGGACUUCAGCAAUCUCCCACCUGAGCAAAGAAGAAAGAAACUCCAGCAAAAGGUUGAUGAGCUAAACAAAGAGAUUCAGAAGGAGAUGGAUCAAAGAGAUGCCUUAACAAAAAUGAAAGAUGUCUACAUCAAGAACCCACAGAUGGGAGAUGCAGCCAGUGUGGAUCACAAAUUAGCUGAACUGGGACAAAAUAUGGAAAAGUUGCGACUAGAGGCUCAGAAAUUUGAGGGUUGGCUGGCCGAGGUUGAAGGCAGGCUACCUGUGCGGACUGAGCAGAGCAGACGACAGAGUGGAAUGUAUGAUACCCAGAACACAUCAGGCGUCAAUAACUGUGCACAGGACCGGGAGAGCAGCCCAGAUGGCAGUUACACAGAGGAGCCAAGUCAGGAGAGUGAGAUGAAGGUGCCAGUGACAGAGUUUGAUGACGAGUUUGAUGAUGAAGAGCCACUCCCUACCAUAGGAACCUGUAAAGCUCUCUAUACAUUUGAAGGUCAGAAUGAAGGCACAAUUUCAGUAAUGGAAGGCGAAAUGCUCUAUGUAAUAGAGGAAGACAAAGGCGAUGGGUGGACGCGAAUCCGGAGGAAUGAAGAUGAGGAAGGUUAUGUGCCAACAUCCUAUGUUGAAGUCUAUUUGGACAAAAAUGCCAAAGGUGCUAUGACUUACAUUUAAUAUCCUUUUUAUUACUUUGCUUGCUUUCACAGGGACAUCCCACCCUGAAACUGCUCUAUGAUGAGCCUUUUUAAGGACUACAUAAUGCCACAAAGUGCACUAUUUCAUACUCUUAAAUAACGGACUCAUAUGACUUUAUGCACUGUGAUUUAGAUUGGUCCGAUUAGAAGAUACUCAGUGGGAUAAAAUUGUUAACAAUAGGGGAAUUCCCAGCCUUCUCUGGCUGAGACAGCCUUCCAUGGAUAGAGCUCAGUUACUGCCAAUAUACUACCCAGUUCAAGGUGGGGAAUAUAAGGCCAUUCUUAAUAACUAUGUGUCUUCUCUAGCUAUCCAGAUGAUACAUGGCAUUUCAGCCAUAGUCAGAAGUAUGCUAUUUAUUGCAAACUGACUCCAUGAAAUGUUAUACAUGAAAUAAUUAGGGUGCGGUUUGUCUUUCAACGUGGCAGCUUUUCAGAGCCUAAUAUACUCUCUGCGGGCCAUGUAAAUUCAGGCAGGGAUCAUCAUUUAGUUUGUUAGACCCCCCCCCCCUUCCCAUAAAUGCUAUCGAAAAUGUAACCACAAAGUAUUCCACUAUCCUUGGUAGAUCAAGAGGAUCGUGGUGUUAGACUAGAAUUCCCCUCUCCAUAGUUGCAGUUUAAAAAAUGCUCUUUUGGGCACAUGUGGUUACUACUGCUGCACAGCACAGUUAGUUGUUUCAUCCUCUGCUCACAUACAAUCAAUGGAGUAUUUCAGAGCCUGGAUUCAUGCCUUUUGUUCCCCUUGUCUCUAUUUACACCUCAUGACUGAAGGUCUGUGUUGUGUAAGUGAAAAGUGUGUGCAUGGAAUCAGGGUAUGUGCACGCUGCUCCCUGCAAGUAUCUCCCUGCUGAUAUAGUCCAGUGAGCAAUCAAAGAGGUUCCAGCUCUGAGGAAGUGACAUCUUGUUUCCAAUCAGGAAGAUUUUGAAGUUCACUGUUAAAUAGUGCAUGGAUUUUUCAAUCAUUUAAUCCUGCAAGUUGUCAUCUUCUUUCAUAGAGUCUAAAUAUUCUCUGUGCACCAAGUCUUUUUGUCCCUUUUAAAAGGAAGAUGUAACUUUCACAUUGGACCGCAAGCAAUAGAAAUAGAGGAGCUUCCUGUACAAAACCACACAACUUUAUUCAUUCACUUUUCUUUGGUUCAGUAUUAAGCAAUGCAGUACCAUGUCCUUUUGAAAUGACAGGCUGGAUUAUUGUUUGAUCUUGCCAUAAUUCCUUCAGUUUGCACUGGCAAAGAUAGGAUCAGUUGGCUCGUCCUCUGCCAAGAUAGUCUGUGCGGAAAACUCAGCAUCCUGGAUCUUCUCUUGUAAAGUGGUAUACAGUUGAAUGCAAGUACUGCCUACUCCAUAUACAGGGAAAGGCAGAAAGCUCAGCAUGAGAUAUUUGGUCAUUACCCUUGUGCUCGUUGGUAUGGAGACUGCCUGUAAGCAGUGCCUGCUCCAUGCACAGUGGUAAUUGCAUGUCCAGGCUUAAUUUUUGUCCUGCAAAAGUCUCUGUUGGGCAACAGAAAACCCACCUCAAAAUAACAAUUGUUCACCCCUCCCUUUGAAUAUACUGGCAUGCGUAGACAUCAGCAGAGCAGUCUGUGAAGUCAGCUGCUCAGGAGCAGAGCAGCAGGUUUGGUGGAAUAUGCCUCUCAGCAUGCCCAUGUGUCUAAGGGCAGAAUGAAACACUUAUAUUGACUGAAACCAGCAAAAGCAAGAACCUCAUUAAUAAAGGCCGUUUGCUUUUUUCCAGAUGUGUACACAUCACUUCAGAAAAUCCCUGAGUAGGUUUGCAUAGGCCUGUUGUCCUUUCGUUCUGCUGAUUUGCUUCUUCAAUUAUUUUAAGAGGUGUAUUUCAGAAGGUUUUCUUUAGAAGUGAUGGAAUGCACAUGCCCUGUCAAUGAAUGAUCAUUUGUUAGGUGCAGUUCAUUCAGCCCCUGAAACUAAAGGUGCGUCAUUUCCCGUGUGGGUUUUGGCCCAGUUCUGUGGAAUAAUUGUAGACAAUAUUCCUAUCCCUUUGUAAUAUAAUUUAAAGGAAGGAUACACAAGUAAUCCAUUCUCCUUGUGGUGCACACAUGCAGCUUCCAUUAAUGCCAGAUACUUACAUGUGCAAACUAGGAACUGAAUAUAUUGGCUAUAAACCCUCUGGUUUCAGGGAUUCUUAUUGGGGGGGUCAGGAAUAAAAUUCCUCUUUUGGAAGGUUAUCCUAUAAUUGUCUGCCGCAGGGUUUCUUGCACCUUCUACUGAAGUAUCUGGAACUAUUGGAUACUAGACUAGUAGGACCUCUGGUUGAUCCAGUCUGGCAAAUCCUGCAUUACUGGAAAUCAUGCCUUCUAGCCCACUUAGGAGCAAAACUGUCUGUCUCUGAGUAAUGCUGUGAGAUAAAGAUAGAUAAUCAAAAGAAGUUACAUAAAUUACCCUCUUAAUAUUAGAGUAACUUCCCGCUGCUCCCAACAAACAUGCCCAGUUCACUCCCCCUAGAAAUACUGGCUGUUUGAGUGACAAACAAUGAACAGAGCCUGUUUCAGAGGUUUUAUUUCUUGAAACAAAUGUUAGGCCCACAAUCUGGUUAGUAUUUCAGUCACUUUGCUCCUGUUGGUUCCAUUCUCCCCACUGUGUGUAUAUAAAUCUAUCGACAGCUCUAGGAUUCUGGCUUUGUUGCAGCUCUGCUGUUUGUUCACCACAACUGUAACCCAGGUUCGGGGGGGGGGGGCAGGGAGGGGUGUUGUUUUUUUUUUACCACGUUGAGGCACUUUUUAUCUUGGAUAUACAGUAUGAUUACUUACGCUUGCCAAAAUAUUUAGGAGACAGUAAUUAUGAACUGGAUUAGGACACCUUUUUUAGUUUAAUUCCUUUUCUUAAAUAUAUGUCCAUAAUGCUCCCCAUAAAAAGAAUAAUUUGUAUAUAAUGUAACUUAAUAACUAAAGGUACUUGAAUUUUGAUUUUUAUAUAUACAUAUAUAUAUUAAAAAUGGUUUUAUUUGCUGUUCUGCUGCUUAACCCAAUCUUUGUUUUGAUAACCAUUAAGACAAAAUCUUGUUAAGUCGAUAACUUUUUUUUGUGUUUCCUGCUGCCUGCCUCUGAUUGGACUUUUAUAGAAACUUCUGUUCUGUGUUAAAGUUUGUUACAUCUGGUCAAUGUGAUUGUUCCUUUUCUAUUCUUAUUCUUUAAAGAAAACUCAUCUACUGGGUGAGGGUCUCUCCCCAAAGCUAGCUGUACCAUCAUCUCUUCCUCUAAUAAAUAUAUUUUCUCAUUCUUGUGGGGUUUUCUGAUGAUUAUUCACAUAAGCAGAUUACCUGUUAGAUGCAAAACAAAUGGUCCAAACCCUCAGAAAAGCACUUUAUUAACAGUAAGGAUGUGAUUACGUUUUAAGAAAGAGCUCACACUUCAGCAUUGUUAAUAUGUUCCCUUUCUCUUCUUGUGUUUCCUUUUCUUUAUGAAAAUUAGAGACAAGCCUGACCCAUAAUUUCAGAUUCAGAUGUGCUCCCAUGUAUGGGGGAAUUCACCCUUUGUCCUUCCAGCUAAUGGGCCAUCCCAACCCCCUGGAUCAGAACACCCUUGAACUUUGGGGACAAUUUGGAUUUGGGCCAGAACCAUGUGUUUACAAGAAUGUACCUUCCCAUAGGGUUUAUGAGCUAGGAAUGUUUGCAUCCAUCCUGUCUCUUUCUUGACUUCCCAUCAAGAUGAAGGGUCUUCAUUGUUUAUUGCUUGAUGAACAAUCAGCUUUCUUUGGAUGUAUGUAUUCUAAUCACUGCAAAAUGCUUUAUCCAUGUAUAAAAAUACUUCCCCUGCUAGCCUUCCCCAGUAGUUCAUUGUCAUGGGGAGCUGUAGUCUGACCAAAUCCACCCACUGCUCCCCUGCAGAUACAAGAAGCUAAUUGUUUCAUCUGGUGUAAACAAUUCAGAUUCCCUUUGGUGGGGAACCAUUCUUGAAUUUUGCAUCCCGCAUGGUCACCAGAGGAGAGCUGUGCUCAAGGUAAAGCUCUUGCCUGAGUUGGGGAUCACCGGGGAAGGGGGGGCAGAGUUACUUUGAUUUUCAAGGAGAAAAUACACUUCCUUGUGGCUGACCCUCAACAAGGAGGGUUGCUUCUGGCCAAAGGGAAUCUCUGACUUAGAGCUGCUCUUAACCCUUUCAUGAGGCAGCCUGAUAAAUGCUCUUGGUGCUGUCCUUCCCCUUUAAGCUCCCCGAAGCAGGGCCACUCUCAGGCGAGCCCUUCACCCUGCCUCUUUCUAACCUAAGUCUCUUUCUUUCUUUUUGUCU
Gopherus evgoodei (Goodes thornscrub tortoise) is the source of this 6582-nucleotide messenger RNA. It is a transcript of the gene FNBP1, whose product is annotated as formin binding protein 1. Gene Ontology annotation, molecular function: protein binding. The transcript has 18 exons. The coding region runs from base 339 to 2327 and encodes 662 amino acids. Gene Ontology annotation, biological process: endocytosis; signal transduction. The record is from RefSeq and is a predicted model, not a curated record. NCBI's taxonomy places the organism in Eukaryota, Metazoa, Chordata, Testudines, Testudinidae.